AUGUGUGAGAGCAUUGCUAGUAGCUUUUGGAGAUCCUCGAAUAUUGGCUUCUCUUACUCGAAUUCGAGAGGUAGAUCGGGUGGUUUGAUUACCUUGUGGAAGAACGAUUCUUUGACAAUUUUGAAUAGUUUUAAAGGUGAGGGAUUUUUGGGUAUAAAAAUCAAAUGGAACGACUAUCUUUAUUACGUGGUGAAUGUUUAUUCUUCGUGUGACUUUAUCAAAAAGAAAUUAUUGUGGGAGGAGUUGUUACAUUUGAAGAAGAAUUUUGUGGAUGGUGAGUGGAUAAUGGGAGGAGAUUUCAACGCUAUCAAGAAUUGUGGUGAGCGACGGGGAAGGAGGGCAAUGUGCAAUAGGAAAGAAGCGGAUUUAUUCUCGGAAUUUAUUUCCAAGAGUGAAUUGGUGGAUGUGCCUUGUAAAGGAAAAAAAUUCUCUUGGUUUAGCGGAGAUGGGAAAUCUAAAAGUAGAAUAGAUCGUUUCCUUUUAUCAAGUGUGGUGGUGAAUAGAUGGCAUGUGACCGGUCAAUUGAUUGGAGAUAGGGAUGUUUCGGAUAAUUGUCCUAUUUGGAUAAUGGUGGACCAUCAAAAUUGGGGUCCUAAACCAUUCAAAUUCAACAAUGAAUGGUUAUCUCAUGAUUCUUUCAUUCCUUUUGUUGAAAUAGAAUGGAAAAAUUUAAAGGUGGAAGGAAGAGGAGACUUUAUUCUAAAGGAAAAGCUUAGGCUUUUAAAAGACAAACUUAAGAAGUGGAGUAGAGAGGUUUUCGGGAGGAUAGACUUGGAAAUUGAAGAAGGAGUUCGUGAAAUAAAUCUCAAUGACGAAAGGUUAGAUCCUAAUUCUCAAGUUUCAUUUGAUAAUAUCUAG
Vicia villosa (hairy vetch) is the source of this 858-nucleotide messenger RNA. RefSeq lists its product as uncharacterized. The record is from RefSeq and is a predicted model, not a curated record. NCBI's taxonomy places the organism in Eukaryota, Viridiplantae, Streptophyta, Magnoliopsida, Fabales, Fabaceae. The transcript has a single exon. Bases 1 to 858 code for a protein of 285 amino acids.